GAUAUUACAAGGAAUACUCCUUGUAAUGUUGGUAACCAAGCUUGUAUAGGAAAAGAUUUUGCUCAAUGUGCCCAAAAAGAUAAAUGGUCAAUUAUACCGUGUAGUAAUAAUUUAGUAUGUGUUGUGCUUCCUCUUGUACAAAAAAGAGGUAUUUCUAUUACAUGUGAUACAAUAGAUGAUCAAAAUUCAAGAAUUCGGAAUUUUCUUAAGGCAGCAGAAGGUUGUUAA
Messenger RNA from Dentiscutata erythropus, 228 nucleotides. Lineage: Eukaryota; Fungi; Glomeromycota; Glomeromycetes; Diversisporales; Gigasporaceae. The record is from the annotation of a GenBank genome assembly.